AUGGUGCUUGGUCUUGGUCUUGGCGCCGCUGCCGGUGCCAUAUUCAAGGCAAGCGCGGGCUCAAAAGCCGCCGUCACUGCUGGCGCCGCUGCUGUGGGCGCCUCCAAAUUGGGUAUAGCUAUUGCAGGUGCUAUCAAAAUCGCCACCACCAUUAUUGGUGUCAGUAAACUGGCCAUCCUGCCGUUUUUGAUAGCCGCCAUUGCCUACUACAAUUACGAUCUUUUCGAUCCGGAAAAUCGUCCGUUCAAUGUGCCUGCGGUCUCAUUGGCCUAUGAUUUCAUCAUUGUGGGUGGCGGUUCGGCAGGUUGUGUGUUAGCUUCGCGACUCUCCGAAGUGCCGCAUUGGCGCAUUUUGCUGCUCGAAGCGGGCGGUCAGGAAACAGAGAUCUCGGAUGUGCCGCUGCUGUCUUUGUACUUGCAUAAAAGCAAACUGGACUGGAAAUAUCGCACCCAACCACAGAAUACAGCCUGUCAGGCGAUGAAGGAUCGCCGCUGCUGUUGGACGCGUGGCAAAGUCAUUGGCGGCAGUUCCGUACUCAACACUAUGCUAUACAUACGUGGAAACCGGCGCGAUUUCGAUCAGUGGGCAUCGUUUGGCAAUCCCGGUUGGGGCUACGAAGAUAUAUUGCCGUACUUCCGCAAAUCGGAAGAUCAACGUAAUCCAUACUUGGCGCGCAAUAAACGUUACCACGGCACAGGUGGUCUUUGGACUGUGCAAGACUCACCUUACAACACGCCAUUGGGGCCUGCCUUUCUACAGGCCGGCGAGGAAAUGGGCUAUGAUAUUGUGGACGUGAAUGGUGAGCAGCAAACGGGUUUCGCAUUCUAUCAGUUCAACAUGCGACGCGGUUCGCGUGCCUCCACCUCUAAGAGUUUUCUACGCCCUGCGCGUUUGCGCAAGAACCUCGACGUGGCGAUGUAUGCCCACGUUACGAAGGUGCUGACGCACCCAGAAACCAAACGUGCCAUCGGCGUGCAGUUCAUACGCGAUGGAAGCCUACAGACAGUCUAUGCCACACGCGAGGUUAUACUCUCGGCUGGCGCGAUAAGCUCACCUCAUUUGAUGAUGCUGUCGGGUAUCGGACCUGCGGAUGAACUGCAACGCGUGGGCAUACCACUGGUGCAGCAUCUACCCGGUGUCGGUCAGAAUUUGCAGGAUCACAUAGCUGUCGGCGGCAUUGCAUUCCUUAUCGACUACCCCAUUUCCAUUGUGAUGAAGCGUAUGGUUAACAUUAAUACCGCAUUGCGUUACGCCAUCACGGAGGAUGGACCGCUCACAUCUAGCGUGGGUUUGGAGGCAGUAGCUUUCAUUAAUACCAAAUAUGCCAAUGCCAGCGACGACUGGCCUGACAUGAGCUUUAUGAUGACCUCAGCAUCGGUCAUGUCGGAUGGCGGUUCGCAAGUAAAAACUGCGCAUGGUUUAUCAGACGAGUUCUACCAAGAGGUAUACAGCGAAGUGAACGACCGUGAUGUUUUCGGCAUCUUUCCCAUGAUGUUGCGGCCCAAAAGUCGUGGCUUUAUUAAACUCGCAUCCAAAAAUCCGCUUCGCUACCCUUUACUCUAUCACAACUACCUCACACAUCCGGACGAUGUGAAUGUGCUGCGCGAAGGCGUCAAAACAGCGGUAGCCAUGGGCGAAACCCAAGCUCUGAAACGUUUUGGCGCACGCUUCUGGAGCAAACCCUUGCCGAACUGCAAGCACUUGCCGCAGUUUACCGACGAAUAUUGGGACUGCGCCAUACGCCAAUACACCAUGACUAUCUACCAUAUGUCAGGCACCGCUAAAAUGGGUCCACCUAGCGAUCCGUGGGCGGUGGUCGAUCCGCAAUUGCGCGUGUACGGUGUGCCGGGACUGCGUGUAAUUGAUGCCAGCAUCAUGCCCACCAUCACUAACGGCAACAUACAUGCGCCGGUGGUCAUGAUCGCCGAGAAGGGCGCAGAUAUGAUUAAGGAGCUGUGGCUUAGCAGCACGCAGUGGCGUACGAAGCGUGCGCGAUCUGAUUUGGAGCCCAUUUGCAAUGUAACGGGGGUCGCGGAGAAUACGUUAAAGAACGAAUCAACGGGCUCCUAG
Bactrocera tryoni is the source of this 2070-nucleotide messenger RNA. RefSeq names its product glucose dehydrogenase [FAD, quinone]. The transcript is spliced from 3 exons. The record is from RefSeq and is a predicted model, not a curated record. Lineage: Eukaryota; Metazoa; Arthropoda; Insecta; Diptera; Tephritidae. Gene Ontology annotation, molecular function: flavin adenine dinucleotide binding; oxidoreductase activity, acting on CH-OH group of donors. The coding region runs from base 1 to 2070 and encodes 689 amino acids.